AUGCAUCACCUCAGUGUCUGUGCGGCGGGGCUUGGUGGCGUCUCGAUCAACGCCGACGCGGCUGCGGCGGUCGCAGCCCGGCUAAAGCCUGAUGAAGUGCGGGCGGCGGCCAGGGCAGGCUUCCCGGUCAGGUUUGAGACCAUAGAGGAUGAGAUCACCUUCCUCGCGAUCUACCGCCUCCUCGACUUCGGCAGCGAGUAUGACGAGCAGCUGCGCGCAGCGACCGGCCGGGACGCGCGUGAGACGAUGCAGUUUGGGGCGCUUGGGCUGCACCUGGGCGCCAAGCGGCUGGACCGCCACUUUUUGAAGGACUUCAGUCUCUUUGGGGUCACCAACUACUUCUCAUUUGAGGCGCGCGUGGAUCACCCGCUGGCAGACGCGAUCAGGGCAACGCUCAACGGCGCCGGCGCGGCGCUGGAGCGGCUCGGGCAGCGCACCUUUGGGCAGCACAUCCUGAAGCUGCUGGACGCCCGCAAGGCCGCGGGGGAGCCUGCGCUGGCUGCGGCGCUGGUUGCUGACCUGGCGGCCAACUUCCCAGGGUUUGACGACGUCGCAACGUGCGGGGAGUCCCGAAAAGCCCAGGCGCUCGCUGCCGAUCUCUUCGCUCGCUUUGGCAUGCCCACCGACGUGGGCACUGCCGACCCUGGCACCGCGGCGCCGGACGCGAGGUUUGCCUGGGAUGACGCGGCCCUGCUGGCCGGCGACUCGGGGGCGCUCGCGGCGGCGGCGUGGCGAGGGCUGGGGGUGGUGGCACUGCCAGAGGCGCUCGCGGCGGCGGUGGACGGCGGGCAGCCGCUUUCAGUUUUGUAA
Messenger RNA from Monoraphidium neglectum, 810 nucleotides. RefSeq lists its product as hypothetical. The transcript is spliced from 6 exons. The record is from RefSeq and is a predicted model, not a curated record. NCBI's taxonomy places the organism in Eukaryota, Viridiplantae, Chlorophyta, Chlorophyceae, Sphaeropleales, Selenastraceae. The coding region runs from base 1 to 810 and encodes 269 amino acids.